Messenger RNA from Closterium sp. NIES-67, 1518 nucleotides. Lineage: Eukaryota; Viridiplantae; Streptophyta; Zygnematophyceae; Desmidiales; Closteriaceae. The record is from the annotation of a GenBank genome assembly.
AAAUUCCUCCGAAGGAAUCACAACGACAGCUGCGCACGUGAGAGCACCCAAGAACACACGAGAGCACGCGACGCGAGUGAACAACAGCCGCACUGCUACAUCCUCUGACGCAGUGCGGCCAAGGCCAACGCUAGGGGCCCGGGCGAUCCACCACAACACCAUCGAUUCUACGGCCCUAGACUGGGCCGCAGUGCGGCUUCAUAUUGACCGCCUGCUGUCCUUUGACCGCUCGCCCCGCCACCGGAGCCAUCGCACUGCGCCGUCGGACAACAGUCGCACGCUGUUUUUCUUUCUCUUAGAAAAAAUGACGGUCGCCGACGACGUCACGAGCAAGACCGGCAACGUCACCAACAACACGGUCUACAACGAGUCGCCUUAUAACGGCGACCCCUGGCGCCGCUAUAACGAGUACGAGCAUCCGUACAAGCCCUCCCAGUCCCGCACCGCGCAGCUGACGCAGACCGCGCGCGCGGUCAUCGACGCUACGAGCGGCGUCGCGCGGGAGGCGUGGGGGAGAGGCGCGGGGGGGUGCAGCGCGGGGGCUGAGCGCGCCCUGGCGUGGGCGCGCGGAGGGGGAACAUGGCGGUGGAUCGUCCUUGCGACGACUGCUGCGUCGCUCGUCUCCCUGGCGGCCUGCACAGUCAUAUUCCUCUUCGUCACCACCGCUCUCACCACAGCAGCAUUUGUGGUCUGCGCCGGCGCGUCGCUCGCCGCCGCUGCGCUCUUCCUCUGCCUGCUGCUCUUCAGCGUCGCCACUGUGCUCUGCGUCGCCGUCUCUGCCGUCGCUUUCACCGCCAUGGCCGUCGCGGCAUCCGCUAUCGCGUGUAUCCUCUUUGCCGCUGGAACGGCUCUGUCGGCGUUUGCAUGGUGGUGGGUGCUGACUAAAGUGUCGUCUGCCGUGCUCUCCUCUGCUGCCGCCACCAAGGACUACCUCCUCCCUCCACCACACCCUGCUGGCCUUCCACCCGCUCGAGGCAUGCCCGUGCCACCUGCAGCUGCAGCGCUAGAGACUGGAGCCGCAGUGCCAUCAGCAGCAGCAGCAGCAGCAGCAGCAGCAGCAGAACCAGCAGCAGCAGCAGCAACAGAAGCAGCAGGAGCAGCAGCAGGAGAGGAAGCAUCGCCACCUGCAGCAGCACCAAUCUGGCCAAAAUUUGCAGCAGCCUGACAGAGCUGCCACCUUUGGUUGCCGGAGUGGCAGCAGCAGCAGCAGCAGCAGCAGCAGCAGCAACAGCAGCAGCGGAGACAGCAGUGGCAACAAGGGCAUUGGUUGGCUGAUGCAGCAUGCUUUGCCCUUGCGACGCGACUGCUCUGUUCAGUAAUAGUGUUUAUUCGUAGGUAGUUGCUUGUGGGCUGAUGCCUUAAGUCCUGAGUGCCAUCUUCCAAGCCUAGCUCGGAAAACCUCCUACCAAAGAUUUUCGAGGCUGCUUAUAUUUUGCCUUGCUUGAACUCGUUCAAAUAUGCUUUCUGGUGUUGGAAUUCUCAUUCCCAGAACCUGGCUAUCAUGUUGGAAUGACUAGG